CCAGUGACAACACAGUUAGAAGCUUCGCAUUUUUACCCUUUUGACGCUGCCAAUUUGUUUCCCACCUGGUUGACCCAAGACCUCGUAGUCAGCGGAGUACAGAUCGAGGCGCUCGAUUUCUCCUGUGAAUCAUCUCAGUCGGGACUGGAUCGCAAAUACCCCCCCGCCUUUGGCAAACGUCACACAGCGGUUCCUGUGUCCACGGACAUACCUCGCGAGACACCUUCCUCCCAUACCCAUCCUGUGCGAACCUGCUCCGACCGAAACCGAACCGAAUCCGAAAUACUAUCUUGAGGAAGACGGGUGCUUCACGAGGAACAGAGACGGAAAAAAGCCAUGGAGUCCGAAACGCUGGAGCAGAUGCAGACGCGGCACCGCAAGGAGCAGCGCGACCUCGUGGGCCGGAUCACGAGCAAGAAGAAGAACGCGACUAAAAAGACGCGCAAGGGCGUGAAUGACGAGUGCGCUGAGCUGGAGAGGCAGUUGAAGGCGAAGCAUGAGGAGGAGGUGGCUGAGUUGUCUGGUGGUGGUGCUGAGGAGGUUCAAGACGACGACGACGACGAGACUGCCGAGGUUGCGGAGAAGUUGAAGGAUACCACCAUUUCCGAAUCCGAAACGCCGAUAGGAGAAGAGAAGGAACGAACACAAAUACAAGGCCAAGGUCAAGGGAAGAAGCGCAACAGACAAAAAGAGCGCCUGGCGCGGCGGGCGGCCGAGGUCGAGGCCGCGGCGGAGAAGGCGCAGGAGGAGGCGAGCGGAAUGACGGACCACCGGGGCAUCGAGAAGACGUACAUGCUCAAGGAGUUUAAAGCCAACGGGCUCGAGGAGAAGGAGAUUGCGCCGGACGGGCACUGUUUGUUUUCUGCUGUGGCGGAUCAGUUGCGGCAGCAGGGGAUUCCACUCGCCAGUGCUGAGGAAGCGAGUAGUGGUGGUGACCCGACGCAGAAGCUCCCGUACAAGGUUGUGAGGAGGGCGGCGGCGGAGUACAUGACGGCGAACCCGGACGAUUUUGCGCCGUUUUUGGAGGAGGGGUUGGAGGGGUACGUGAGGCGGAUCCGGGAUACGGCGGAGUGGGGUGGGCAGCUUGAGCUUGCGGCGCUGGCGAGCGUGUAUGGGGUUGAGAUUCGGGUUGUGCAGGAUGGGAGGACGGAGAGGAUUGGGCCGGCGGCGGGUGGUGGUGAGAGUGAGGAGAAGAAGGAGAUUUGGUUGGCGUAUUAUCGGCAUGGAUAUGGACUUGGCGAGCAUUAUAAUUCUUUGCGGAAGACGACGGCGUGA
This is a messenger RNA of Colletotrichum scovillei, 1275 nucleotides long. Its product is annotated as OTU-like cysteine protease. The record is from RefSeq and is a predicted model, not a curated record. Lineage: Eukaryota; Fungi; Ascomycota; Sordariomycetes; Glomerellales; Glomerellaceae. Gene Ontology annotation, molecular function: cysteine-type deubiquitinase activity. The transcript has a single exon. The coding region runs from base 337 to 1275 and encodes 312 amino acids. Gene Ontology annotation, biological process: protein deubiquitination.